Wickerhamiella sorbophila is the source of this 1902-nucleotide messenger RNA. RefSeq names its product Nucleolar GTP-binding protein 1. Gene Ontology annotation, biological process: ribosomal large subunit biogenesis. Lineage: Eukaryota; Fungi; Ascomycota; Dipodascomycetes; Dipodascales; Trichomonascaceae. Gene Ontology annotation, cellular component: nucleolus. Gene Ontology annotation, molecular function: RNA binding; GTP binding; GTPase activity. The coding region runs from base 1 to 1902 and encodes 633 amino acids. The record is from RefSeq and is a predicted model, not a curated record. The transcript has a single exon.
AUGCAAUUAACGUGGAAAGACAUCCCCGUGAUUCCGAACUCCAAUGAGUUUUUGGAUGUCAUUCUCAAUCGUACGCAGCGCAAGACGCCGACGGUGAUCCGUCCAGGCUUCAAGAUCCAACGUAUUCGUGCAUUUUACAUGAGAAAAGUCCGAUAUACCGCCGAGGGCUUCUGCGAGAAAUUGCAGGAAAUCGUCGACUCGUUCCCAAGAAUUGAUGAGAUCCAUCCCUUCCACCGCGAUCUUCUGGAUACACUCUACGAAAAGAACCACUACAAAGUUUCUCUUGCCUCUCUUUCCCGCGCAAAGACCCUCAUUGAGCAGGUCAGCCGUGACUACGUGCGUCUUUUGAAGUUCGGUCAGUCGCUUUUCCAGUGCAAACAGCUCAAGCGGGCUGCUCUAGGUCGCAUGGCCACUAUCACAAAGCGUCUCAAGGAUGCCCUCCAGUACUUGGAGCAGGUCCGCCAGCAUCUUGGUCGUCUUCCCUCAAUUGAUCCUAAUACUCGUACUCUUUUGAUCUGUGGCUACCCCAACGUUGGAAAGUCGUCUUUUCUGCGCACCAUCACCCGUGCGGAGGUUGAAGUCCAGCCCUAUGCCUUCACCACCAAGUCUCUUUACGUGGGCCACUUUGACUACAAGUACUUGCGCUUCCAGGCCAUCGAUACUCCGGGUAUCUUGGAUCGCCCUACUGAAGAAAUGAACAAUAUUGAAAUGCAGAGUAUUUAUGCUGUUGCCCACAUUCGUUCUUGCGUUCUGUAUUUUAUGGACCUUUCUGAGCAGUGCGGGUUCUCGGUUGCCGAGCAGGUCAAACUUUUCCACUCCAUCAAGCCUUUAUUUGCCAACAAGACUGUCAUGGUUGUGAUCAACAAGAUUGAUCUCAUGCGUCCUGAUGAUUUGGACGAGGAGCGUAAGGCUCUCUUGGCCACUGUUGCCGGCGACAAUGUCGAGAUCCACAGCUUGUCUUGUGCCACCGAAGAAGGUGUUAUGGACCUUAGAAACAAAGCCUGCGACAAGCUGCUCAUGGCUCGUCUUGACCAAAAGAUGAAGGCAACUGCUCGUGUCCAGGGCCUGCUCAACCGCAUUAAUGUCGCCCGACCCACUCCUCGUGAUGAUAAGGUCCGCGCACCCUUUGUUCCUGAAAAUGCUCGUACUGAAUCGGAUGGUCGCAAGCUUUCUCGCGAUCUCGAGGAGGAGAAUGGCGGUGCCGGUGUCUAUCAGCCCGACUAUCACGAUGCAUAUUUGCUUGAGAAUGACGAGUGGAAGAACGAUAUCAUUCCCGAGAUCCUUAAUGGUAAGAAUGUCUAUGACUUUAUUGAUCCUGAGAUUGGUGCCAAACUCGCUGCCCUGGAAGAAGAGGAAGAGCGUUUGGAGUCUCAAGGAUUUUACGAGAGCGAAGAUGCCAUGGAGGACUCUGAGGCCGAAGAUAUUCAUGCCAAGGCUGACUGGAUUCGCCGCCGCCACAAGGUUAUGAUGAAGGAUGCGAGGCUCAAAAAGAACAGCGGACGCACUGCAGUCAUUCCCCGAAAACUGGGCAAGCGAACUGUCAACUCUUUGGAAUCUCACUUUGACGAUAUUGGAAUCGACGCCACUCCUCUUGUCAACAAGGCCCGCAAGCAGGCCAAGUCUCUUGAUAAAUAUAGCGGUGCCGACGCCGUUGUCGCUUCCGCUGAUGGCAUCGUUGCGGAUUCCGGUCGUCUCCCCACCCUGGACCACGACGUUGGUAUCCAGCUCAAGGGCAGCAGCAACAAAUCCAAAUACGCCAAGGCACUCAAAGAAAAGCGCUUGUCACAACGUGCAUGGACCAAAGAAGGUCGUGCCGGCGAGGCAGAUCGUCACACUACAGCCAUGUUGCCCAAGCAUCUCUUUACUGGUAAGCGUGGUAUUGGCAAGACCCAGCGUCGUUAA